This is a messenger RNA of Esox lucius (northern pike), 7036 nucleotides long. Its product is annotated as potassium/sodium hyperpolarization-activated cyclic nucleotide-gated channel 1. Lineage: Eukaryota; Metazoa; Chordata; Actinopteri; Esociformes; Esocidae. Gene Ontology annotation, biological process: transmembrane transport; potassium ion transport. The transcript has 10 exons. Gene Ontology annotation, molecular function: voltage-gated potassium channel activity. The record is from RefSeq and is a predicted model, not a curated record. The coding region runs from base 1176 to 5585 and encodes 1469 amino acids. Gene Ontology annotation, cellular component: membrane.
GUGCCUGAGAGGACGGGCGUUUAGAAGUCAGCAUGGAAUUAGAAUAUUUAGAUGAGUCUAAUUUCUUUUGAAUUAUUUUAUAAAAUAAAAUAGCCUAUUCAAAAAAGUCGGCUUCUAUCUCGAGCUCAACAAGUUUUCGCAUUUGAAACAGGACUUUGAUGCAGUUGAGUGUAGCCUGGUAAAUUUUCUUGGUUUUAUUAAUUAAGAUUUAUCUCAAGGCACACAUUUAGGUUUUAAUAAUCGUAGCCUAAAUGAAUAGAGGAUGGACUCCAAAGAUGUCGCUGUAACGGAGCAAGGAAAGAUGUCAUUUCAAUGACAGGAAAAAUAGAGGAGGAGGGGAACUGCAUCUGAAAUAGCAGAACAUUUAUCGGGAGAUGUUGGAGAAAUCCAAUCUUGAACCUGUCCAAGUUGUCUGUUCUGGCUGUCACAACUGGGUUCCUGACAUCAAGUUGACCGAAUAAAAACUCAGCUGCUGACGGUGACAGCGUGCUCUGUUUUGGGCGCAUAGUCAAAUAGAAUCUUCUCGGUAAAGAGGUGAGGCAGAUUACUACCUCCCAAAAACUACCACCUCUCAUCUUUUGGGAUGAACUCUUACAGAAUACUAUCAUAUGUCGGGAAGAGAAAGAGGGAGACAUAGCCUCAACAGAGAAGAAGGGUCAAAGAGCGAUCUAAUUAUCCAAGAGAGAGACCGGGAAUUCGGUGCCAAUAUGCCCAGCGUCGAAAUGUUGAGGGCGGCAGUGGAGAGCAGAGGGUGGGCCUCGGGCGGAGAGUACCGUUCCAAGGACAUAGAAGGAGAAAGGAGGAUGGUGAAAUCUCCAUGAGGACCAGCGAGCUGGGAAAGGAGUAAAAAAAGAAAGCAGUGCCGUGAUAUAUUUGGAGGGAUUUAUUUUUGUUUUUGAGUGGUCAUUUAGGAGGGGAGGAUGGACAGAUCCGUGGGGGCAGGGACGUGUGAGCUGUCUGUUCUGGCACUAUGGUGAGGAGACAGAAAGCUACAAGCCAUUGGAGACUCUAAAACCAUGAGGUCAACCUUUCUAUUUUCCCAGACUGUCUUAAUAGCCUUUUAUUAUGCUCCUAUAGUUUUACACUGACAGGACAUCUUGUCCAAUUUUGAUUAUCUGUUUCCAAAGGGUGAGUGAUAAUUUACAUUGCCCUCCCUUUGCCCCCCUGGUUAGGGGAUGGAUGGGGUGGCCGGAGGUGUGGGUCCCCCUGGGGUGGGUGAGGGUCGCCCUGGUCGUGGUGGAGGAGACUCUAAGAGGCGCAGUAAGGGCAGCCUGUCCUCCCCAGGAUAUCGUCUCUCCCAGGCCUCUCUGGAGGGUGAUAGGUCAGGGGUCGAGGGGUCCGGAUCCGGGGGGGGGCGACGGCGCCUCUCCAUCUUGAGUGCCACCAGAGACGGCCUCCCCUUCCGAUCAGCGGGUACCCCAACCACCCCCGUCCCCUUACCCCCUCCCUCAGUCCCCUCAUCCUCUGCCCAGCAGCGCUCUGUUGGCUUUGCCUCGUCACGCGCUGCCCUCGCCUCCACCUCCUCCUCCACUGGCACCGGAGUGGUCGUGGUGGCAAUGGGCCCGGAAACCACCACGACCACGGCUUGUAACACCAUGGCGGGGACGCCAGACGGUCUGUCUGGACCCGGGGGGGUGGGAGGGUUCGGUAUGGGUCUGGACGGGGAGGACUACAGCUACUCCAACCAGUCCACGUUCAUCCAGAGACAGUUUGGAGCCAUGCUGCAACCAGGAGUCAACAAGUUCAGCCUACGCAUGUUUGGAUCCCACAAGGCAGUGGCCAUGGAGCAGGAGAGGCUGAAAUCAGCUGGGGAGUGGAUUAUUCACCCCUACAGCGACUUCAGGUUCUACUGGGACCUGAUAAUGUUGUGUCUGAUGAUGGGUAACCUGAUAAUCCUGCCAGUGGGAAUCACCUUCUUCAAGGAUGAAAACACUCCUCCCUGGAUCAUUUUCAACGUGGUCUCUGACACUCUCUUCCUGGUCGACCUUGUCCUGAACUUUAGGACCGGCAUCGUCAAGGAGGACAGCACGGAGAUACUGCUAGAUCCCAAGGCUAUCAGGCAGCGCUACCUGAGAAGCUGGUUCACGGUGGACUUUGUGUCGUCCAUCCCAGUGGACUACAUCUUCCUGAUGGUGGAUCUGGAGGCUCGGCUAGACUCAGAGGUCUACAGGACGGCCAGGGCCCUCCGCAUCGUACGCUUCACCAAGAUCCUCAGCCUGCUGCGCCUGCUGCGCCUGUCACGACUGAUACGUUACAUCCAUCAAUGGGAGGAGAUCUUCCAUAUGACCUAUGACCUUGCCAGUGCAAUGGUGAGGAUAGUGAACCUGAUCGGCAUGAUGCUGCUGCUGUGCCACUGGGACGGGUGUCUGCAAUUCCUGGUUCCCAUGCUGCAGGAGUUCCCCUCAGACUGCUGGGUGUCCAAGAACAACAUGGUGAACGACACGUGGGGGGUGCAGUACUCCUAUGCCCUGUUCAAGGCCAUGAGCCACAUGCUUUGUAUUGGCUACGGGGCCCAGGCUCCAGAGGGCAUGACCGACGUGUGGCUCACCAUGCUCAGUAUGAUCGUGGGUGCCACCUGCUAUGCCAUGUUUAUCGGCCACGCCACUGCUCUCAUCCAGUCCCUGGACUCAUCCAGACGACAGUAUCAGGAGAAGUAUAAACAGGUGGAGCAGUACAUGUCUUUCCACAAGCUCCCUGCGGACGUGCGCCAGAGGAUCCAUGAGUACUACGAGCAUCGCUUCCAGGGCAAGAUGUUUGACGAGGAGAACAUCCUGGGAGAACUGAGCGAACCACUGAAGGAGGCUAUAGUUAGCUUUAACUGCCGUAGCCUUGUGGCUCACAUGCCGCUGUUUGCUAACGCGGACCCUAACUUUGUGACCACGGUGCUGACCAAGCUGCGAUUUGAGGUGUUCCAACCCAAUGACUUCAUCAUCCGCGAGGGCACUGUGGGACGCAAGAUGUACUUCAUACAACAUGGACGAGUCAGCAUACUCACCCGCGGAAACAAGGAGACCAAACUCAGCGACGGCUCCUACUUUGGGGAGAUCUGUCUGUUGACGCGAGGCCGUAGGACAGCCAGUGUGAGAGCGGAUACGUACUGUCGUCUCUACUCUCUCAGUGUUGACAGCUUCAAUGAAGUCCUAGAGGAGCACCCCAUGAUGAGACGGGCCUUCGAGACUGUGGCCGUCGACCGUUUGGACCGCAUUGGUAGGAAGAACUCUGUCCUGAUGAGGAAGUCGUCCCAGGCGGGGUCCAUGGCGGGGGGCAGUAGUCUGGGGCGCGGCGGUCGAGGAGGGGGUGCGGGCGGCGGGGCAGGGUUGGCUAUGGGGGGUCUAGGCUCCUGUGACAGCAUGCUGGUCCAGCAGAUAGUGAAACACGACAGCAUGCCAGCCAUGCAGGACGCCAUCUCUGCUGCUGCCGCAGGAAGGGGAGGAGCCACGGGAGGGAGCGGUACGGUCUCCCCUAGGCCCCACCCACUCAUCUGGGCCCCACUGAUCCACGCUCCACUCCAGACGGCGGCAGCGACGACCAACGUGGCCAUCGCCUUUAUGCACCAGCAGCAGCAGCAGCAACAUCUACAGCAGCAACUGCAGCAGCAACAUGCGCUAGGGGGCGCCAUAUUCCUCCCUACCAUUUCCCCAUCGCCCUCCGUCUCCUUCCCCCUCUCCCCACCACGCCCCCCAGGGCUGCAGCCCCUACGCCCCUCGGUCAGUUCCUUAAUUGGGAUGAUGGGGGUAGGAGGGUUGGGGGGGCUGUCCCCUAGAGCGGGAUUUCCUCCUUUCCCGCCCCCCACCACCUUCUCCGCGGGCAACCCUGGAUGUGUGACAUCACAGACUGCCACUCAAACCCCACCUACGCCGGCGUCCUCUGUCCCCACGCCGGUCCAAUUAGGAAGGACCCUGCAUUAUAGUCUCCGCCUCCAGCCGGAAAACCCUUCAGUUACUGGUGGAGCAGCAGGAAUCCCCGCGAUAGGAGUGGCCACCACACCACACAUGUUCCACCCUGUGAAUCCCAUCUCUGCCUCCAGUGUCAUGUCGGACACCCGCAGUUCCAUAGGUGGCCAGCAGAGGGCGAAGGAGGCGCUGUUGCGUCACGGAGGAGGCAGCACCCAGGGCCUGCCUGCACUGGGGAGGCUCACCCAGGAAGCCAGGCACCUCUCUGCCUCUCAGCCCACCCUCCCACACCGAUCCUGGGCAGGCGUGCAGCCUCACCCCCCUCUCCAGCGUAAGGCCUCUGGAGGUAACCUGCUGCCCGCCUCGUUCCUGGCCGGGACCCAGCUGGCCAGGGGGGGCAGUGCGGGGGUGCUGACAACCCCCCUACCAGUCCAGGUUCCAACACAGCAAAUACAGAUGCCCCUCUUCAAUGCACAGACACAAGUAAAGACCCUCCCUGGUCCUGUCCCGGCACACACACACACCACCGCCCACAUUAACCCUGUCCCUGCAGGCACGAACACACUCCCCUCAGCUUCUCCCCUGGCUUCCUUUUUUACCUCCCCCAAACAAACUCCCCUCUCCUCUGCCCCCACCUCACCUGCUCCCACCCCCUCCUCCCCUAAUCCAGCCCUGACACCUCGCCCCAAACCCACCCCUACACCCCCCUCCCGCUCCUCCUCUCCUCCGCCCUGCUCCACCCCUCCCUCUGCUGGAACUUUUCCACUCAGCUCAACUCCUCGUCCCAAACCCAUCCCUUCACCUCCUUCACGUUCCUGCUCCCCUUCUCCUUCUUCCACUCCCCCUCCCUCCUCUGCAACCAUUAACUUUCCCCUGAGUUCAACUCCUCGCCCUAAACCAAUUCAUACCCCUCCCUCUCGAUCUUCUUCCCCCUCACCCUCCUCCACUCCCCCACCCUCCUCUGUCAGUAGUCCUCUCCACAUUCCACAAGCUCAUGGGCACAAGUCCUCUCCCUCCUCUUCCUCUCUCCCUUCCUCACCCACUCUUCUUCAAAGCCCCCUAAUCAAACCCUCCCCCACACCUCCCUCCCCUUCCCCUCUAUCAGGGCCCACCUCCACCCUUUCCAAAACCCCACCCCAAACCCAUACCCCUACCCCCUCUCAAACGCCUUCUCAAACUCCUACCCCUUCCAAACCCUGUACCCCUACUAGUACCUCCUCCCAACCUCCUAUCCCCUCCAAACCUCCUACUCCGACUCUAUCCCCAACACCUACCAGUCCUAUAACAUCUGCCUCAACCUCAACCCUAACCCCCAGGCCUGCCCCUGCAAACACUGCCAAACAGACCUCACGUACAGGGCCUGUGGAAACUCCCUCCGCUGAUCCAGUCGCCACAAAAGGCUCAUCCCAGACCCCAAAACAGCCCACAGCUGUCCCAACCCCUGUCCCAAAGCCCACUUCUAAAUUCACUGUUACUCCCACAAUCACACCCGUUCCUAUCCAUAACCCAAAACUGUCCUCCACUCCUCAAAAUCCCCUUUCCUAUUCCCCAAAUCUGUCCACUCAAACUAGCCCCCUCCCACCCACUCAGUUGUCCCCGGGUGCAGCCACCCUGCUCCCGAAGAGCCCCUGCCCACCAGUUGCUUCUGCCCCGACCUCUGCCUCACCCAAGGGAAGUGACAAACACCCUUAGCUGCCCCAGACAGGGGAAAAGAGUCACACAAACUGCCUGCCAACAUGUGAUGAUCCUGGAGGACAUAAUCUGAUUGGAGGAUGGACUUUUGAGAGGACUGAUUGGCCAGAGGUAGAUAUGCAGUGUAGGUUGUCACAAAAUACUCCAUGCCCCAUAUAAAGUAAGACAAUGUAGGGAAUAGGGUCCUGCCUAUUGAAGUUCAUCGAUCUGUCCUCCACCUUGGCACCAAACGUUCCAUAACUUAAAGCCACUAGCUUUAAGUGCUGUUGCCAACAUGGCGUGACGAGAGAUUCGAGAUGCCAAAUGAGUUGUGCAGACUCUGAAUGUGUGUUGUUCUCAUGGCUCUGACAGGCUAGGAUAGAAUCAGAGUUUAUGUUUAAAGUUCAUACAUUCAUAUUUACAUACAUACGUAUAUGUAUAUCUGUGUCUGUGAUUGGAGCAAGCAAGGGAGCUUAAGUGGAAAAAGACGUCGACAGGCAGUGUGAGGGAUAUUACACUUGAUAGUAAAGAUGAGGACAAUGCAGCUGAUUGGAGGAAGGUUUUGUGGCCAGUACUAAGGCGAAGAAUACGAUAGACACUUCCUGUUUUCCAGCUCCACUUCCCACUUGCCUGCUGCUCUUCACAAAAUGUAAUAUUUUCUCAUUAUAUGAUUAAUCAUAUCGAGAUUAUUAAUCACCUUAAAGUUGAUCAUCAUAUUGAUCAGUAACUAGGAGCGAUUGUUCCACAUGUAGUAAUGUCGUCCCAGGUGUGUGGUGUUUAGCUUUGGACCAAUAUGUUCACACAACCUCUGUAACCGAAUUGUAUUUGUUUUCGUGUGACACUUGUUACUGCUUCCUUGUACACUGUGGAUGUGGGUUUAUUGGUUCCACCUAGCUCCCUGUAAAUACACGCCCUUCUCUCUGUUCUCUCCUUCUAUCCCCCUGGCUCCUCACCUGCUCUGGCUCCUGUCUGCCUUCCUCCUGUCAUCUAUCCCUGUCUGUCUGAUCCUCCUUUCAUCUGUCACAGAGCUUUUGAAGUGAACUACAGCUCCAGAUACUUUCACAGAUGCUCUCUCUCUCUCUUUCUAUUUCUCCAUCUCUCAUUUCUCUGUAUCUGCUGUAUCUCUCCGUCUCUCUCAUCUUUCUUGCUCUUUUUGUCACCUUCCACCAUGCCAGUCCUCUCCCCUCCACUGUCCCCCCUCGCCCCCUGGUGUCAUGUCCAGUACUGUUUGAUGUUUUGUGGGUAGCAACAGAGCAUUAUUGUUUUAACCCUUGAUACCAUGUUGCCUAGAAUGUAUAUUUAAGGACCAAAUGUUUUAUUUUUUAUUUGUGAUCACAGCUUUAGCUUUUGAGCAAAAUCAAUACAAUUAUAGUUAAUGAUUAUGUUAUUGAUGAUGUUUAAAAUUACAAGGACCAGGAUGAUGGCAAGAAUGCUUUUGAUGAUAACUAGAAUAAAGCAAAUUCAGAAAGUCA